This is a messenger RNA of Laccaria bicolor S238N-H82, 1401 nucleotides long. RefSeq lists its product as uncharacterized. The record is from RefSeq and is a predicted model, not a curated record. Bases 1 to 1401 code for a protein of 466 amino acids. The transcript is spliced from 2 exons. NCBI's taxonomy places the organism in Eukaryota, Fungi, Basidiomycota, Agaricomycetes, Agaricales, Hydnangiaceae.
AUGUUCGACGCGGGUGUAAUUACCCAGCACCUCUCCGACGACAUCAAGCACGUCUCAUGGCUCAAAUCACCCCCAGCGUCAUAUGUCAAAGAUCUGGCCGACGCGCGACAGCGCAUAGCUUACGAAAACUGUCUCCUCUCCCCCAUCGGCCGCCUCCCCCUAGAGAUCCUGCAAUCCAUCUUCCUCGCAUGCCUUCCUGAGGGCUUCAUAGAAGCCAAUCCUAACACUGCACCACUACUCCUAUGCCAAAUAUCCUUUCCGCUUGCCGAAUUAUGGCUGGAGCGAUCCAAACCCAUGCCCUUAUCAAUUUGCUUACCGUUUGACACCGACCUGGGAUGCGAUCCGAGGCCUGAUGACGUGUGGUCGUUAAUCCGCUUAUUCUUCCAACACCUUUCACGCUGGAAAUCUGUGCACAUGUGCCUCCGCGACCUUCUUCACUAUGACUGUCUCUUACCUCUCAAGGGUGAUGUUUCUACAGGGCUUUCUCCGAUGCUUGAAAACCUCGAGCUGUACUUCCCGCCUGGUAGCGUCGUUGAUCUUCAAAUGUCCGAUCUGGGAUUCAGAGAUCUAGGUGACGUGGUACCCAUGAUCUGGACUUCCUCCCCACGGCUGCACACAUUAACGCUCAACGCGACGGCUGCGCGGUAUGUACUGCAGAUUCUUCAGACAUGUCCGAACAUCCGCGACUGCGAGUUCCACCUCAUUGAUGAUCGGGUGCUUUUGCAUCCAUACGUGCCAGAACUCACUCUUCCACAUUUGCACACGCUGAAUAUCCGAGCGCGAAACACGAUCUGGAACCUCCUUUACUUCCUCACCACCCCCUCUCUCCGAAAACUCACCAUCGAAGGGGAGAAGCAGUGGUCUCGAUAUGGCUUUCAACGUUUCAUCGACCAGUCCUCUUGCUCCAUUGAAGAAUUCUCAAUGAUCAAUGUAUUUAUCAGCCCCAGCAAACUACUCUACGCCUUGGAGCACAUCGGCACCGCCGUCAAAAUAUUACGCAUCCACAUUCAUCCCCGGCAACCUACUGUAAAGCCGAUCUCGGACGCGAUACUCCGGGCUAUCACGUCCUAUCUCCUCGUCCCGAACUUAGAGGUGCUGAAUAUGGAUUGUGAUGGUAUGGAUCCGGAGGACUAUCAACUAUUCGUGGAGAUGAUCACGUCGCGGUUGGGUUGGCAGUCGUCUUCGCAACCGGGUUUGCGUGCUGUGCACUCGCAUUCGCAUUCUGCACAAACCCUCCGAAAAAUAUGUCUGUCCGCUGACGAAGACACCGCACACAUGCACGCGGACAGCAUAAAGUGGUUCAAAUCAUUGAGGAAAUACGGGGUGGAUGUAGAGGAUGACUCUGCGUGGCGGGAUCAUAGAAUUGACACGGACCUUAGCUUAUAUACCUACUGGGUAUAA